CCCGCAGUUAGCGGCGUUACUGGUAACGGUGGGAAGUUACCGGGCUGGCGGGGAGCGGCGGCAUCCCUCGGCGCGGUGGGAGAAAGGGACCGGCGGGCCGGCGGGCUGCCCGGGCUCCGGUUCGCCGGUGGGAACCGGGGUCCCCGCGCCUCUCGGAGCCGAGCCCGGCCGCGCUGCCUCCCGCCGAGGCGGCCGGCGGUUCCUGCGGCGAGCUCCGUGCUCGCACCGGAGCCCAACAUGGCUGCUGUAGUGAAGGUAUUUGAUUCACACGAGGGUGUAGGCGAGGGGAAGAAGGGGCGACGAGAGGCGCCGGGGCCGGAGCCAGUGCCCGUAGCCACCGGGGCGAGGGGUGCAGGCGAGAGACCCCCCGGUAAGUGGCGGGGAGGCGCGAGGCCGGGCGGGCCCCGUAGAGCCCCCGCCGCGGACACGCGUGGGGCGGCCGCCUUUCCCGUGUGGGCGCUGCCAAGCCGCCCCCGCCGCACCCGGGGCAGGGAGCCGUGGGUAGCGGAGACCGGCAACCGGUGGGGGCGAACCGGGCCGCUGCGGCCCGCCCGGGCCCUGCGCGUAGGCUACCGGGCCCGGGGGCGGCGGGGGCCCGGGGCUGGCGCGGAUGCUACGCCCCGACCCGCCGGUGCCCGGAGCGGCCCUUCCUCCAGCCGGGCCCGGGCUGCAGGGUGGUCCCGGGGCGGCGGCGAAUCUCCGCCGGUCCCGUUCGUUCCCUCGGCGGAGCUGCGGGGCCGCGGUCGUUGCUGGGGUUUUUACCCUUUGGGGAAGGACAGCGGCCGGGCUCACCCAAGGAACGAGCGGUUCGGUAACGGGACCCACCAGGACGGCGGAGCGAGGCCGGGACCGGCGGUGCCCCGGGCGCUGUGGACGGCAGCGGGGCCGAGCCCGCCGGGGCCGCCGCCGCCCGGGGCCGGGCGGGAGAAGCAUUUCGGAGCCCGGCUGCGGAGUGGCGGCUUGGGAAGAGAAGGACGGAGCAGGCACGACCCCGCACGGCCCCGGGGCGCGGCGGCGGCGGUUCAGCACCACGGAGAGCGGCGGUGCCGGUGCCGGUGCCCGGUGCCCGGUGCCGGCGGGAGGCUGCUCGGCCCGCGCCCCGCCAUGCUGCAGCCCCGCUGGGGGGGGGGGGGGGGAGGAGGGGGGGGCGCCUCUGACAAAAGGUGCCCUGCCCCGGGAGUCUCCGGUGCGGGGCAGAAAGCCCCCUUGCUCCCGGGGAGCUCCCAGUGCUUGCGGAUUGGCAUCUCCGCAAGUGCCGCCGUGCGUGGCUCCCGGCCCCUUCAAAGGCAGAUAUUCAUAUAUAUUAUAUAUUCGAUAGAUGGAGCGCGGUGA
Molecule: messenger RNA, 1332 nt
Organism: Falco peregrinus (peregrine falcon)
Lineage: Eukaryota; Metazoa; Chordata; Aves; Falconiformes; Falconidae
Product: translation initiation factor IF-2-like
Exons: 3
Coding region: 238-1332 (364 amino acids)
Source: RefSeq, a predicted model, not a curated record